UAGCUAUAACCUCUAGGAGGAUUAACCCCAAAGUGAGGCAGUGAUAGUAUAUUAAAUGCAGAUUGAUUGGUCAGGAAUCCCUGCCUUGCUUUGGAAGCAAUCACAUUUGUGCACUUUUCUCAUAAUCCUCAUUUAAUAGCGAUCAUUCUGUGCCGCUGAAUAACUUCUUUCAGAGAGAUGAAGCUGGCAAGCCAACUGGUGUGAAGUGGGAUAGAGCGGAGGUCCACAGUUCUGUGUGCAGUGGAUGCAGCAAUUCCAGCCCUGGGACUCAGGUACACACAUGUUUUCUAGAUAUAUGUGAAAUGACAGUCUCAUGGGAAAAGGGAUGUUUGCCAAGAUUCUAAAUGCUUUCCUUUUUGUGCAACCAAUUUAUGCCAUAUGGGCAUGUUACCGCUCCUGCCCAUCAAACUGCGUUUGCACUCAGGAGCGAAGCUGCUCGGUUUUGUGUGAUCGAAUUGGACUCCCAGAGAUCCCGAAGGAAUUCCCUUGUGAAGCUUCCUUUAUUAACCUUGAUAAAAACAACAUCAAAUUUCUAUAUGAAAGAGCAUUUGGGACGCUGCCUUUAUUGAAAGGGCUCUCACUGAGUCACAACAACAUAUCCUUUAUCACUCCAGGGGCUUUCAAAGGGCUCCCUAACCUGACCGAGCUGAAAAUGGCACAUAAUGAGUACAUUCGGUAUUUGCACACCAGAACAUUUUCAGUUCUGAAGAAGCUUGUUAAACUUGACCUAGCCGACUGCAACCUUUUCAACAUCCCAGACAGAAUUUUUGUGGAACUCCCAUCUCUUCACGAGCUAAUCUUCUUCCAAAAUAAUUUCCGAAGAAUACCAGGUGCUAUCAGAGGAAUGGAGAAUCUAACUCAUAUUUACCUGGAAAGCAACAGAAUUGAAGCCGUGGCCUAUAAUUCCCUCCAAGAUCUAAUCAACCUGAAGUAUCUUAACCUCCAAGACAAUAAAAUUAAUGUAAUCCAUGACCGGUCUUUCCAAGACUGUCAGAAACUGGAAUAUCUCUAUCUCAAUGACAACUUAUUGAAUGAGUUACCGGAAAACUCUUUCAAAGGCCUCAAAUGUUUGAAGAUGUUAAACCUGGGUGGAAAUUUUAUAAGGAAUGUAUCAAGUGCGUGGUUUCAGGAUCUAGUAGAACUCGAGGUUCUCUAUCUUGACCGGAACAGAAUCAGUUACAUUGAAGAAGGGGCUUUUGAAAAUCUCACCAGCUUGGUAACAUUGCACCUGAACAGCAACAAUCUAACCACUUUACCUUUUGAAGUGUUCAGACCGGUUUAUUUUUUGGGUAGACUUUUUCUCUUUAGAAAUCCCUGGGAAUGUGACUGCAGGAUAAAAUGGUUACAAGACUGGAUGGAUAACUAUAAGCUUGUUCGCGAUGUACCCUGCUCUGCACCAGCAUUAGUGGCAGGCAUGGACCUUAGUAGUAUACUGUUAAAGAAAUCACAGGAUGGAGUCUGCCUGGACCCAACUGAUGAAAACUUUACAUAUUUUGUCCCACUCCCUACAGAUGGACUUCAGUCAACAAUGGAAACCAAACUAAGCAGCCUUAUCUCAAGGCUCCUCUUACCAAAAGGAAAUUACGAAGCAUCUGGAAAUAUAACUGAUUCUUCAGACAAUACUACAUUAUCUGAUGGAAAGAACACUGCAUCCUCCCUAGAUCUUUCACAGAAAGUAAUAGCCCACAUACUGUGCUUUAUUCUAUCACUGUUUCUCUAAAUGGGCACUAAUUCAGAUAUUUUUCCUUUGACUAAUGAAUAGUAUGACAUUUGAAGAAAUAUACCAUUUGUUAAAAGAUGAUUAAAGAUGAGAUAAAAAUACAUUA
Molecule: messenger RNA, 1826 nt
Organism: Xenopus tropicalis (tropical clawed frog)
Lineage: Eukaryota; Metazoa; Chordata; Amphibia; Anura; Pipidae
Gene: nyx
Product: nyctalopin
Exons: 3
Coding region: 314-1720 (468 amino acids)
Source: RefSeq, a predicted model, not a curated record